AUGUCCGGUCCUGGUUCCCGCUUUGGUCCCGGUGGCCACUACCACCGCCAGCAUGGUGCCUAUACCACCGAUACUUCCUAUAUGCAAUCAGCCACGGCACCCCAGAGAAGCGCGCUUGCGCGCUCAGGCAGCAGCCAGGCCGGAAUACCGCAGCGCAAGGGCACCGUCGUCACCGUUGGCACUGUCAGCAGCGGAGACAAAUUCACAGUCUCACCAGCAAGCUCGAUCCAUGAAGACGACGGAGAGGCGCGCGGGUAUGGGGCGCCAGCGGGGUUAUCGCCCUCCCCGCCGCGGCAGGACCGAGCGGACCGAGCACCAGGAUGGGUCGGCUGGGAAGGCCAAACGAGGCCGUGGCACGGCCCAGCACAGGCGGACGAGACCGGCGGCGACAUGGCGCCAUCACUCUGGCAGACCGGCUCCGUCAGAGACGAGAUACCUUAUCCCCAACCACAGCACUGGCGCGGAAGCCGAGAUAUGGAGGAACUGCAGGAGGCACGAGCACGGGCGCUAGAAUCCAGCCGGAGUACCGUCGGAACUCCAUACGCAAGGGGCCUGGUGCGCGCCGCGGUGUCUGCGUCCCCGGCACCGGGACUCAACGCAGCGGAGAACGAAAUUACCCCAGCGCCGGCGGCGCCCUCGUAUUUGCGAUGGCAGAGCCAGCAGCAGCAGAGCCAAGCGGCUAGUCAGCCAAGUUCUGGCCGUGCCCAGGGACAAGCUGUGCAGAGUAACCGCCGCGGCCCGUUUAUGCACUACGAAGACCUGGAUUACUUCGGCCCGCAGCCCGAGUCCGAACCCAAGGACGGAUCGCAAGUAGACAUCGGGGUACCGCGCGGGGACACAUUUCCCCCUAUACCGGAGGAGAUGAACCGGCCAAAGGUGAGACGGUCAUGGGAUCGACAGCGCAGACGGCGGAGGAAAAAGAUGGAAUCGGGAAACGGUGACGGGCAUGGGGGUCAGGGAGGCGGUGGUGGUAGAGGAGGAGGCCGGGGCGGUGGCGCCUUGCUGCGAUCCUGCAUAGACUGGCUGCCUGAAGUCGCGUGUUGUUUUCUCAGCAUCGUGUGUCUUGUGGUCAUCGUUGUGGUGCUGAAGACGUACGACGGACGGGGCCUGGCUGACUGGCCAUUGACUGUUUCGCUCAACACGUUGAUUGCGUUCUUGGCUGCGAUAUGUCAGGUUGCUCUGAUUGUGCCCCUGACGGAGGGGUUGUCUCAGCUGAAGUGGAACUCGUUCGCUCGUGGUGAGAAGCCGCUGGCCGAUUUCCAGACCUUUGAGGAUGCAAAGCGUGGGCCCGUGGGGAGCGCCAUGCUGCUUUGCAGAAGAAGGGGAAGGGCACUCGGCAUGACUGCGGCCACAGCGUUGCUGACGGGAUUCCUGCUCUCCCCACUCACACAAGGCGCCAUAACAUAUCCCACACGGAGCUUCGAGGCAGGGAGCGGCACGGCCGCCGUCGCUAGGAGCGAAUCGUACUCGCACCCAACGCCGUAUGACAACUUGGACACCCGAGAGAAGCAAGCGAUCCACUCAGGCAUCUACCACCCAGUGGACGAGGAGGUGCCGCCCCUGCAGCCCCUCUGCAGCACUGGCAACUGCCAAUGGCAGAACUUCAGCUCGCUGGCCGUCUGCAGCGCCGUAGCCGACGUAUCCGACCGGCUCGCCGUCUCUAACCAAGUAACAAUUCUGGGAGGCUCGCUCGGCGGCGCCAAUAACGAGUUGGCACGCGAGGCCCGCCUCCCCAACGGCCUGUUUCUAGUUGGCAGCACCACCACCUACAACCUGAACGUUUCCUGGCCACUCGGCUCUUCCAGCACCAGUGGCGGAGCCAACGAAACCGACGGCCGAGAGAGCUUCCUGCCCGCCCGCACGAGCAUCGCCUUCCCGGAGCGGGACGGCCGGAUAUCGAGCGCCAUCGCCAACUUCUUCCUCGUUUACACCAGCCAGACGGGCGAGCUCGCGUCUGAUUCGCAGCAGCUAGGCGUGUUCCGCGCCGCAGAGGUCCUGCUGCACUUCUGCGUCAACACGUACGAGGCGUCGACCACUGGUGGGGUGUCGACAAGCAAGGUCGUCCACUUAUCCACGCUUGCCACAGAGGACGAGGCGAGCAACGCUCUGGUCAGGGCCCGCGAAGCGUCGUCCUCAUCUCGGCGUGUCCGCCUGCGUGCGGCUGGCGUAAAGGAGGUGUAUUCAGUGGAAAGGGGCGAUGUGAAGUUGCUCAACAAUUAUAUCCUGUCCUUGUUCUCGGGGACAUACUCGUACCGCUAUGGCAAGUCCACCGCGGGCGAGACGGCCAUAAGCGAGGCCCUGGGACUCGCCAUGUUCGGGAGUGCGCCGCUUGAUGACGACGGAAUGCGCGAUGUGGUUCAAAACCUGACCACCAAUGUGGCCAUCAGCUUGACGAACACCAUUCGCGCCAUGAGUUCGGCCUCGGCGAAGGGCACUGUCCUCUCGAGGGAGACUUAUGUUCACGUUCAAUGGGGCUGGUUGACCUUCUUGGCCGUCCAAGUCGCCCUUGUGGUCAGCUUCUUACUGGGCAUUAUGGUCCAAACCACCGUAUGGGACGUCAAGACAGUCAAGGGAUCGAUUGUGGCAUCGCUUCUUGCUCUUUCUGCUGACGACAAAGCGUAUCUGCAGGAGCAGGAAAACGUGUUCCUGGAUAGCUCGCGCAAUGGCUGCCUGGGGGACGAGGUGACUGACAAGUUGCAAACCAUAACCGCCAGAUUUAGGCCCUGUGAUAGGGGUUGGGCUUUAGAAUUAGGCAAGAGGGAGAACGGAUAGUCUCUCCGGAAUUGGACACCACGUAAUCUGCAAUCUGUCAGUGUGCGAAACGAC
This is a messenger RNA of Parathielavia appendiculata, 2826 nucleotides long. RefSeq lists its product as uncharacterized. The transcript is spliced from 5 exons. The record is from RefSeq and is a predicted model, not a curated record. Bases 1 to 2772 code for a protein of 923 amino acids. Lineage: Eukaryota; Fungi; Ascomycota; Sordariomycetes; Sordariales; Chaetomiaceae.